CGGUGUUGCACGGCGCCAGGCGGUGCGGCGCGCGGCCAGGCUGCCAUUUUGUGGAGGGCGGCUGCCAUACUUGCCGGCUUGAUAACCUUGAGGACGACCGGCCAAUCACCUAGCUUCUUUCGCCACGGCAGCCAAUAAGAUCGCUUAUACCAACCAGUCUGCCAACCCUGGCCCCGCUUACAACGCAACCCAGUAGAUAGUCCACCAAGCUUCCAGUGGCCGUAGAGUCGGGCAACGUUGCAGACCAAACUAAGCUUGUGCUGCCGGUGUGCUGGUGAACUCUCGGACGCCGCGCACUAACAGGACUGGAUGCUCCGGCGCCAGACCCGGUAAUCCGUGAGAUCAGACGGACGCGGAUCCGCCAGUCGCCGCGGCCGCGCCGCCACCGCCGCUGCUGCGCCGCCACUGCCGCCGCCGAGCCGCGAGGGCGCGCCGCCGGGCUUCGCCCCAGUGCCGCCGCUGCCGACCGGGCUCUCCCGCCCUGCGAUGGCCAACUUCCACAUGGUGAACGCGCUAAGCAUGAAUAUAAAGGACUCGCGUUGGUUGCAGCUGGAGGUCUGUAGAGAGUACCAGCGCAACAAGUGCAGCCGAAGUGACACCGAGUGCAAGUUCGCGCACCCGCAGCCGCACGUGGAGGUGCAGAACGGCAAAGUCACCGCCUGCUUCGACUCUAUCAAGGGUCGGUGUAACCGCGAGAAGCCGCCAUGCAAGUACUUCCACCCGCCGCAGCACCUCAAGGAGCAGCUGCUCAUCAACGGCAGGAACAACCUGGCCAUCAAGAACGCUUUGAUGCAGCAGUUCGCGGCCGGCAGCAUCCCCAUGCCGGGCACCGUGCCGGUGAACGGUGCAGGGCAGAUGGUUUUGGCCUAUACUCCUGGCGCCGAGAUGACGUCACCGACGGCGCCAAUGUACAAUCUGCCGCCCAGCAUGACACAAUUCUACCCGGCGGCUCCCACCCAGGCGGUGGGUGAGGCGGGCAUGGUGGCGCCAUUGGCCAUGCCGCAGCUGCAGCAGAAGAUGCAGCGCUCGGACCGGCUAGAGGUGUGUCGCGAGUUUCAGCGCGGGGCGUGCAAGCGCGCCGAGCAGGAGUGCCGGUACGCCCACCCGCCGGACCAAGUGGCGGUGGACGACGGACAGGUCACUGUGUGCAUGGACGCGGUCAAAGGGCGGUGCGGCCGCGAGCCGUGCCGCUACUUCCACCCCCCCUCCCACCUGCAGGCGCAGCUGCGCGCCCCGCGAGCUUCCCCCGCACUGGGCGAGCCGGCGUACGACGCUCAAGUAUACUUUGGUGCCUUCCCCGGUAUGGGCGUGGCCUACAAGCGUUCGGCAGGGGACAAGGCGGGCAUUCCGUGUUACCCCGCGCACAACGCGGCCAGUUAUCAGCAGCUGAUGCUGCAGCAACAGCAGAACUAUCUGCACCAAACAUCAUGUGAGUACCCGGCCGACCAGGAGAGGCCCGGCAGCGGUCACAGCGCGACGAGCACCGGCGGCCCGGCCAGCGGCGGUGCCACCAACGGACGCGCCAGCGCUGCCUCGCCGCCGCCCAGCUCCUCGGCCAGCGACAGCGGCGCCGGCGGCCACGAGGCGGCUGUGGCGGCGGCAGCGGCGGCGGCCGCCGCCUCCCCGCAGCAGGCGGUCACCGUCAGCUCUGGCCUCGCCUCCACCCUGACCACGUCCUCGCUCAUGGCUAGCUCGGCCUCGGUGCCCGUCAUCAACCCGGCCCUCUACACGGGCUACUCGCUGAGCAAGGCGGCGCUGCCGGCUGCGGCCGCCGCCGCCGCCGCCGUGCGACCCAUGUACCCGGUGGCGGCGGCGGCUAGCGUGCCCGCCGGCGCCGCCGCCGCCGCUCUGGGCAUGCCCCACGAGCAGCUGCUAUGGCUUCGACUCCUGUGCAUGCUGGCUGGGCUGGCUCGCCGCCGAACGCUAGGCAAUAACGCACACUCUGUGACAUACACGGAUAAUGUGGGACAGUUGCUGGACAACCUUCCAGUGUGCCAAGAUUUUAAGAAAGGAGCCUGCAUCCGGCCAGCCUGUAAAUUUGUGCACUAUGUUCCAGACUAUGUCGAGAUUACCAGCAGCAACCAGGUGACGGUGUGCCGGGACUCGGUGCGCGGCAAGUGCGCGCGGCCGCGCUGCAAGUACUACCACCUGCCGGUGCUGCCAACCUCGCCGACCGAGUCGGCGGCGGCGGCGCGCGCCGUCAGCUUCCAGCUGCUCUGAGCGCGCGCGCGCGCCGAGCCCCGCGCCGUCACACAGACACAGAGCGACGCACGGAGCACGGCCGGCCGGCGGGCGGACCGCACAGGCACCCCGGGCAAAUCAAACCACUGACGCUGUGUGCUGUAGACAAGUCAGCCGGCUCCGCCGAAGCAGGGCGGGCGCGAAAUCAAACUAUCUGUGGGCGGGUGGGCGGGGGUGGGGGCUGUGGCCGGCGUACGGCCGUGUCGGUCGCGGCUCCACCCAGCAUGAGGCCAGGAUCGGGCCGCGACGCACGCCGCCCACCCUUUGAACUUAAGUGAUAGUUCAUGUUAAAGUGUUCUCAUUUUGUAUAGACAAGUACCUUAUCGGAGCUCUUCAAAAGAGUGUUAGAUAGCGCGCGGAUAUUUGGGUAUUGGAUGCCACAAGGUGGAGAGGGGGCGGGCCCGACCCCGCCGGGACAGUCAGGUCGCGGGCUGGCGCCGGGGCCGCCCCCUGGGAGCGGCCAUCGACUGGGUUGUUUGUACAUAUUUAUAAGGAUAGGGUCUAGUCAGAGACACAGGGUGCGUGGGGCGGGUGGCGGGGGCGGCGUCCGGUCCGCUCCGCCCCGCCCCGCCCGGUCACGUCCUCUUCCGGCUGGUGGGCAGAACCGCUUGGCUUUGUGACGCGUUCGCUGGCGGCCGCCGCGCCGCGCUGCCGCCGGCGGCGCGGCCGGCGGCCCGGCGACGCUGCCGACGGCGGCCAGGGGCGGCGCCUCCAGGCCCCAGUCAGUGCCAUAGCAGCCGGCCACCCGGGCCGCCGUGGCCGCGUCGCCCCGCUUCUCGACCUGCUGGGUUGUACCUGAGCAGCGCGCUAAGUUGACCCCUGCUGGCUUGUGAGAGCGCGAGGGCCCGGGGCCAGUGGGCGGCCGGCGCCGUCCGUUCUAAACGGCGCUGUCGGGCGCCACCAGCGAUCUAAUCGCAGUCGGUCGGUGCGGACCGCGGCGCGGCAGUGCGGCGCGCGUGUGGCGUCGGUCCGCGCCACCGAGUUCGGGGCCCCGCAUGCCAAACCCAGAUAUCCUCAACACGCAGAUUUAGGAUUAGUUGGCCGCCGCCCGACGGCAGUGCCGCCUACACGCGGGCGACACUGCGGUCGUAACGCUUUUGCUUAGCAUAGAGAGGGCUGGACGGGACGCGACCGGUGGCCGGGGCCCGGCGCCCCGACCAGCGCGCGUGCGCGUCGGCCCGGCGCGGCCCCGCCUUCGUGGGGUCGCUCGUAUGUGUUGCAUGCUUCCCUCAUUGUUUCACGCCGCCACCGGUGGGCAGACCCUUCGGGGCAACCGGGCAGGCUACACGCUAUGUGAACACUGCGCUUCUGAAGUAACCCUGGACGACGCCGGUGACUUGGCGGGGAGGGGCACGCUGAUCGGGUCUCGCGCGCGCGGGCGCCAGGAGUCCGGGCCGCGGCGGGGCGCGGCCGCCGCCUCCGAGAGGCGGCGGCGCCGCCCGGCCGGCCGGGCCGCCGGCGCCCGCGCCGCAGUCGCAUGGGUAACCGCCGGGGUGCGGGCCGGCCCUAGGCCGCAGCCCGGCCGUCGGCGGACAGAAUACGGGUGCCGUGUGCAAUAGUGUCUGAAGGGGGAGGGGGGCUGCCGGCGUCGUCCGCGUCGGCUGUCCGCUCGGGGCGCGCCGCGAGCACACUAAUGCCGCCCGCCUGGCCUGUCCUCUCCUCACUCUCUCUUGCUAUCUCUGUUUCACUGUCCCUCUACCUCUCUCUCUCUCUUUCUCCCUCCCUCUCUCUCUCUAUCUCUCUCUCUCGCUCUUUCUUCUCUCCUUUCAUUCUGUCUGUCUCUCCCUUCACCGCUGUUGAUUUGGUGCGUACGUGCCGCGCGCGGGCGGGGCGGCGGGCGCGCCGGCGUGCCAACACGCCCUCUUCAUAACCGGACAGUACAAGUGUAGCUGCGCACUGUCUGGCGCCGCCGCAGCCGUGAAAUACUCGCCGCCCGCGCCGCCGUCGCCCGCUGCCCCGUCCGCGCCCUGUUGUAUAGGUUUAAUAUAGGUGUUACCAAUGUUGUGCAGUUACUUUUUUAACUGUGAUGUGCGGAAAAGACCAAAAGCGUAGGGGAUUCCCUCCACCGCAUUAGAGAGACGUUCUAAGCAAAGUGUGGAUACCAGUUUAUCACAUGUUUUGUAAUAUUUCCCUCCAGAAUUGUAUUUUUUGUUCAUUGAUAAAACUCUGAAUAAAGUUAUUUCGUA
Pollicipes pollicipes is the source of this 4427-nucleotide messenger RNA. Its product is annotated as muscleblind-like protein 3. Gene Ontology annotation, cellular component: cytoplasm; nucleoplasm. Gene Ontology annotation, molecular function: RNA binding; metal ion binding. Gene Ontology annotation, biological process: regulation of RNA splicing. The coding region runs from base 487 to 2220 and encodes 577 amino acids. NCBI's taxonomy places the organism in Eukaryota, Metazoa, Arthropoda, Thecostraca, Pollicipedomorpha, Pollicipedidae. The record is from RefSeq and is a predicted model, not a curated record. The transcript has 11 exons.